UGGGCUCAGAGGGGUGGGACUCGGGGUACUUUUAGAAGAGGGGUCUAGUUUCUUAAAAAAACAGCAUCAGUUCUGCAGCUACCAGAUACAUGAGACUGAUUGUUGAUGGUCUGAAGCUGGAUUCUUCAUUGGAUGUUGCACAGAAUGGACCUCACCCAGGAACACUCGAGGUGUCACAGACGUGACAGUGCAGCCGCCGUCCCUCAGUUCUGUAACUGUCCGACCAUGAUCGUGAUGGUGGGACUACCUGCCAGAGGGAAGACCUAUAUCUCCAAGAAGCUGGCUCGAUACCUGAACUGGAUCGGGGUUCCUACGAAAGUGUUUAAUGUGGGCCAGUACCGAAGGGAGGCGGUCAAGUUCUAUAAGAACUUUGAGUUUUUCAAUCCUGAAAAUGAGGAGGCCAUGAGGAUCCGCAAGGCCUGUGCAGCAGCUGCUCUCAAAGAUGUAGCUGCUUACUUCACAAAGGACCAGGGCCAAGUAGCAGUUUUUGAUGCUACUAACACCACCAGGGAGAGGAGGGCGAUCAUUCUAAACUUUGCCAAGGAGAGAGGGUACAAGGUGUUCUUUGUGGAGUCAAUUUGUGACGACCCUGAAAUCAUCACAGAGAAUAUUAAGCAAGUGAAAUUCGGGAGCCCAGAUUACGUGGAUCGCGAUAUAGAUGAAGCCAUGCAGGACUUCACCAAGCGGAUUGACUGUUACAGGUCAAGCUACGUGCCAAUAGAUGAUGAAGCAGACAGGAAUCUCUCCUAUAUCAAGAUCUUCAAUGUGGGCAUGAGAUAUUUGGUGAAUUUGAUCCAAGACCAUAUUCAGAGCAGGAUAGUCUACUACCUUAUGAACAUCCACGUAACUCCACGAUCCAUCUACCUGAGCCGCCACGGAGAGAGCAAACUCAAUCUACUGGGCCGCAUUGGUGGAGAUUCUGGCCUGUCCCCCAGGGGUCAUAUGUAUGCCGUAGCUUUGGCGGCUUUUCUCAACAGUCAGAAAAUCAAGGACCUGAAGGUUUGGACGAGCCACAUGAAGAGGACGAUACAGACUGCAGAGCCUCUGGGAGUCAUGUACGAACAGUGGAAGGCCCUCAAUGAGAUAGAUGCUGGUGUUUGUGAGGAGCUAACAUAUGAGGAGAUUCAAGAGAACCUCCCAGAAGAGUUUGCACUAAGAGACCAGGACAAGUAUCGUUAUCGUUACCCAAAGGGUGAAUCCUACGAGGACCUUGUCCAUCGUUUGGAGCCCGUCAUCAUGGAGCUGGAACGGCAGGAAAACGUUCUGGUAAUCUGUCACCAGGCUGUGAUGCGCUGCCUGCUGGCCUACUUUCUAGACAAAUCUGCAGACGAGCUGCCUUACCUACGAUGCCCCCUUCAUACGGUGCUCAAGCUCACACCGAUAGCCUACGGAUGUAAAGUUGAGUCGUUUUUCCUCAAUAUUGACGCAGUCAACACCCACAGAGAACGACCUCUGAAUGUUGACAUCGCUAGAAAACCAGAAGAAGCCCUGCAAACAGUCCCGGAUCACAAAUAAAUACUGUUCAGGGAGACCUGGAUUAUGUGAACUAAGCUCUUGGCUUCAUUAUGUAGCAGUGUUGGAAAUCAAAACUUAGGAUGUCCUGGAGGCAGAAGAGGAAGGAGAGAAAAAAAUCACAAAGGAAACAAGCGUCUGCUUAUAAAAGCAUAGAUGGACUCGUCCUGCAGUGACUGAAGCUUGACUGUUCUUGCUGUUUUCAGCAUUUCUGUGCAGUGUUUUACAGUAUCACUUGACUGUAAUUUCUCAGCAUUUUAAAGUGUAAUGUUUUAAAAUUAUGGUGAAGUUGUCAUUAUAUGAACUUGGUCUUUAAAUGCUCUUGCAACUGCUGUAUUGAUACAAUAACAAAGGCCGGUGGUCAUGUGCACAUUACCAAUUGAAAUGACCUAAAUGUGA
This is a messenger RNA of Thalassophryne amazonica, 1911 nucleotides long. RefSeq names its product 6-phosphofructo-2-kinase/fructose-2,6-biphosphatase 1 (gene pfkfb1). Gene Ontology annotation, molecular function: ATP binding; fructose-2,6-bisphosphate 2-phosphatase activity; 6-phosphofructo-2-kinase activity. The record is from RefSeq and is a predicted model, not a curated record. Gene Ontology annotation, biological process: fructose metabolic process; fructose 2,6-bisphosphate metabolic process. The transcript has 14 exons. Lineage: Eukaryota; Metazoa; Chordata; Actinopteri; Batrachoidiformes; Batrachoididae. The coding region runs from base 133 to 1515 and encodes 460 amino acids. Gene Ontology annotation, cellular component: cytosol; 6-phosphofructo-2-kinase/fructose-2,6-biphosphatase complex.